AAAGCAAAGAGCUCUGUUCACUGCACGUAAAACUUUCCUGCUGUUUUUUUUUAAUGGAGACCUAAUUUUCGCUUGCCUGUUCGAAAAACGCUAUCAGAUUCGCAUCGGAUUUUAAGCUAUCACCACCGUGAAUAUGAUAUGGUUAUCGUUGUGGUCAAGGGAUAGGAAUGAACCCGAUAAAGACGAGAUCUGAAUCUAGUUUUAAUUCUUUCUGUCGACACUGACUUUGAUAUAAAGCAUGGCAAAGUCGCAAAUGAUUGGAGCGCUGUUGUGUGCGAUGAUGAUCGCUGCAGUGAAGGGGCAAACCUACACAGUACAAGACAUAGCAGAUAUGCAAAACCAGGUAAUCUACGAACUGUUUGAUUAUUUCCAUUUCUCCCAAGAGAGGCAGCUCACUACCGCCUUUGAAAAACUAAAGCAGAUUGAAGGCCGUCUAUUACAAGCAGAGCGAGCUCUCGGGAUUGACGGGAGUAACGCUCCUGCUGUACCUGGCUUUGUCCGACCGACGUCGGUGUAUCGGCCCGAUCCAGAGCGUCGUAAUGAGUACCAUAGACGGAAACCACCUCAGGCGUCACGCGCAACGGCAUUCCCGCGUAACCUUCCGGUUGGCCGCGUGACGUCGGCCCCACCGCGUCCACCAACCUGGGCACCACCCAGACAACCUCAGACCACACUCGCCCCUAAUCCACCCACCCGUCCACCCUACGCAAAGACAUGUGCUGAGAUUAAUGAGCAAGGUCUUCUGUCACCUGAUAUCCCUAUGUAUUCUAUAGAUCCUCUGAAUGACAAUAACCUGGUGAAUGUUGUAUGUGAGAAAGGGAGACGUCUUGAUGGUACCCAGACGGUUUAUACCGUCAUAGGACAUUCACAGUUGAGAGGUGUCGACAAAGAGAUCUUGGUGACUGGACACGAGAGUCCAGGCUCGUACAGUCUCAAACCUGUAUACGACGCGAACAAAAAGCAAUUGAAGGCUGUGACCGCUUCCUCAAGCUCCUGUGAACAGUUUAUCUCCUACCGGUGUCAGGGUUCAGUUCUUAUGCAACGGUCACCUGAGACAGGUACAACGUAUGGCUGGUGGGAAACCAUAGACGGUGAUCGGGUUGAGAGUUGGGGUGGUGCACCUUUCAAUAGCAGUAUGUGUGCUUGUGGAGUGAGGAGAAGGUGUACGGAUCGACGACGACCGUGUAACUGCGACGCCAACAAGAUGUCAUCGGAUGAAGGCUUCAUCAUGGAUAAAGAAUUUCUUCCAGUUAGUGAUGUGCGAUUGGGUGAUACUGGUGGUAAAAAAGAGAAAGGUUUCCUCGAACUCGGACCUCUCCGCUGUGAAGGCUUAGCCUAGUAGUUCACUGAUUCAUGUCGUCAUCGAUGACAAUGACGACCACCAGGCAAUGACACAUACAGUACAUGUUUACCAUGAAUAGUCAGAUUGAACAGUCUUUAUUUUAAUGAUACUUAAAAAAGGAAAUGAAUCAUAAUCCACCCUGCUGUUGACGUUUUUAAUUUGCAUAUAGCAAUAUUCAAUCGUAGAAAUGUGUAGUACAUGGUUCAAAAAUAUUGUAGCAUCAUCAUUAACAGGGGAUAUGUCUUACUUGUAUUCUAGUUCUAUUUUUUUUUUAAAUGGUGGGUUGGCCCUAUUUCAUAUAUUCGUUCGCUUCCCUUUUUCUUAUGUUAUUUGACUGAUGUAACGGUGAUGGCCGUUACGAGAAAAUACCAAUGUCUGUAUCAAUCUGAAAAAUAUGUAUUUUUUAUGAAUCGGAGUUAUUUUAGGCUUCAAGGACAAAAUUUGCUGAUGCCAAAAUUACAUUAAUAUAAAUGUUUACUGCCGAUAAAAUGAGUGUCGUUGAAUAACAUGGCGGCAUAUUUUCUCUCUAGGGAAAUGUAUUUCUAUAUUUUUAACAGAAAUGUGCCUCCGUAUCUUAACUUGUUGAUGAAUGAUUCGUCUUCGUGUUUAAACCACUUUCACACCAACGGGCCGACCAAAUCGUAUUUCAAAUGACAAAUACCAUCGAUUAGUCUGGAGUCGGUUUCGUGGGUAUGACUGUACAACUUUCUGGGGAGCAUUUCAUGAAAGGACUUGUAAGAUCUUUUAUCCGACAAGUACUUUUUUAUCCGACAGUUACCAUGGUAAUAGCAACUCUAAGCCAAUCAUUCUCAAGGAGAGUAGUCAGACCUGACAACUUGUCUGAUGAAAACAUUAAUGAAAUGCUCCCCUGUUGAUAAACUUUUUGCAAAGAUGUUGGGUGUUCAUUUUACUGGUCACUCAGAUUUGUUUUAAUUUGAUAAAAUAUCUACAAAUAGGGAAACGCUAAAAGACAUAAGCCAUGGAUGAGAAAAUUGAAAAGAAUAAUAGUUUUCGUUCUGUACAUUUCACUUUAUAAUCUGUAUAGUAUUGAAAAUCUUAUUCACGCUGUCUUUUCGAUUUAAUCUGGAAAGGCAGAAGAACGUACAAUAUUUCUUUAAAAAACAUUUUAAUGAACCUUUUUUUUUAUAUUUAAAUCAUACUAGAAGUUUAACUAUAGUUUGUCCUUUUUAGAUUAUUAAACGUUCAUGGUCUACAAGACCU
Messenger RNA from Lytechinus variegatus (green sea urchin), 2563 nucleotides. Its product is annotated as neurexin like receptor 1-like. The record is from RefSeq and is a predicted model, not a curated record. The transcript has a single exon. Lineage: Eukaryota; Metazoa; Echinodermata; Echinoidea; Temnopleuroida; Toxopneustidae. The coding region runs from base 239 to 1339 and encodes 366 amino acids.